AUUUUAUGGGUGCACGUUCCAUUGUAGAAGUAUAUUAUACACAGAUAAUAGGUGAGUUCAUAGAAGAUCAUAAUAGCGAUCGAAGAAAGAAUCGCAGAGAAACUAAGAGUGUUAUUCGAUCCAAAAAGGCACAUUUCAGUAAGAAGCUUGACUUUGCGUUGAGAUUCAAUUUUUCCUUUUUCACAUACUCCACCUUUCCCAUUCCGACAAACAUAUUACCAAUUCCUACCGAAUGGCGUCUGCUUGGGCCGACUUUUUAGCCAUAAGGGUAGCCUACUGCGGUAGCAAAGCAAGCCACGAAAGCUAAUAGUUACUAGAAAGGGAGGUGCCAUUAAGGAUGAUAUUGCGGAAUGGUGCUACUUUUCUGCUCCCGUGCAUUGUCUAACAAGACGAGCCAACGUUGUCUGCUUCAUGGACCUUUCUCAAGCAUGGAUGACUCUCUUUCAACCAACCUAAAUGUUUCUAUCAUGGGAUUGAUUUGUGGUGCGGUAUUCGUCAUUGCGCUUUUGCACCUUCUCAAAGCAGUAUCUGGAAAAGACUACUUCUCAAGGGGCGACACAGCUGCCGGAAAACCUGCACAUUCUAGCAACAUGUCUUACAGAAGCUACAGAGAAUCAUUCUUGAAUCAACCCCUCGACGCGCAUCCCUACCCUAAACAAGAUGAAUCCAGUAAAGCAGGUUGUGAUUCUCACCUUAGGGACCGAAAAGGCCCCACUGAUAAUGAUGAUUGUCUGGAGAGCUCUGAUACGUCCAUAGAAUCUUCACAGGAAAGCGAUACCUCUUCCUGGACCACUGGUGAGGAGGAAGAAAGCGAGUCCAUGCGUAUGGAGGAGCUAAAUCUUAAAAUGAUUCUUGUUGUGCAUCAGGGCCCUGGUAAACCACUAGCAAGUGAGGUGGCUAGGCUUGCCGUUACCGCAGCAGUUGGGCUUGUCGAGAAAUUUCUUGUUAGGGAAGACGGCGCUUCACAAGACGCGGCGCCCGUCAUGGAUGAGUGGCUGUUGUGGUACAAGUGGUGGAAUCGGCUCGGCUGUGGUAAGAUCGUGGUUAAGUGCCCUCAGAGAGAUGUGCUUGACGGUGUUCUCUCAGCGGCGGAGGCGGACGGCCUGCCCUUCUACGUCACCUGGCAGCAAGCGCCUUCACAGCUUCCUUCUCGCCAGGGACACCGCACAUGUGGUGGGUGUGCAGCGACUGCUACGGUGAAUAACCUCAAGAAAGCACCAGAGAUGGGUGAGGUUGGUGAGGGAGUAGUGGUGGUCGCUCUAGGUCCGUCACCCUCGAGUCGCCUCAGUCCUAUUACGGGUCAUUUAAAGUUAUAUUAG
Messenger RNA from Phytomonas sp. EM1, 1319 nucleotides. The record is from the annotation of a GenBank genome assembly. NCBI's taxonomy places the organism in Eukaryota, Euglenozoa, Kinetoplastea, Trypanosomatida, Trypanosomatidae.